This is a messenger RNA of Boleophthalmus pectinirostris (great blue-spotted mudskipper), 534 nucleotides long. RefSeq names its product prenyl (decaprenyl) diphosphate synthase, subunit 2 (gene pdss2). The record is from RefSeq and is a predicted model, not a curated record. Bases 197 to 523 code for a protein of 108 amino acids. Lineage: Eukaryota; Metazoa; Chordata; Actinopteri; Gobiiformes; Gobiidae. The transcript has 2 exons.
UCGCAUUCACAGGUCGUGUGUUGGAAAACACAGCUAGUACAAUGUCAUUUUGUGUAAAAUGAAUUAAAGUAACUACAUUUUUUGAAGUAUGUCGCAAAGUUAGAGCGGGACAGGCUGGUUUUGUAAUACUAAAAUGUUACCGAGGUUUACGUAACGCUGCGUUUAAAGGUAGAGAGACUUUUUGCCCGGAGAGAUCAUGUUUACUGCUGGUUUGAGGCGCCUGCCCUGUCUGGCGCGGGUAGGACACCGGAGUCUGAACCUCUUCUCAGGUUCAGGACCCUCUACUUGGAACAAAGUAGUGUCCGAUGCGGAGAAGAUCGUCGGUUAUCCCACAUCUUUCAUGAGCCUGCGGUGCCUGCUCAGUGAUGAACUCAGUAAUGUAGCGAUGCACGUGAGGAAACUGGUGGGCACCCAGCAUCCCCUGCUCCACACGGCCAGCGCCUCCUCUUCCCACAUCCUUAAAUUGCAUAAACACACUGCUUUGAGGGAAAUUCAUCCUGGCUACAUUCAUUCAUUACUCUGAACAGUACCCAG